GUUUUCUGAGCUCAAACAUCUUUCUCUACCCCUUAAAAUUCUUUACUUUGACCCUGUGUACUCUCUCAUUCCCUCAUUCGACACUUUUGUAGGGUUCUUUUCUUCUUCUUCUUCUAAUUAUUAAUCUCCAUCGUCUCCUCCCACCAUAAAGUCACUACCUUUACCUUUUCCCUCUGCCAUCCCUCCAAUCCCCACAUUGUUCACUCCAAAAUGGCAUCUUUCGCUCCUUCCUCUUCUUCUUCUUCUGAUAACCCAAUACCCAUCUGGACUCCAUCCUCCUCUGUAUCUGCUUUUCCCGACGAGCCGUAUGAAGACUCCUGCAGUAUCUGCCUCGAGCCUUUCUGCUCCGAUGACCCAGCCACCAUUACCAGCUGCAAACAUGACUAUCAUCUCCACUGUAUAUUAGAAUGGUCACAAAGAAGUAAAGAAUGCCCAAUUUGUUGGCAGUUACUUGUCUUGAAGGAUCCGGCUAGCCAAGGGCUUCUAGAUGUUGUACAGAAUGAGAAGCGCUCAAGGGCAAGAAACAUAUCUUCCAUUGCCCCCCCAACUUUUCAUAAUUCCUCUGAGGACUUUGACUUUGAACAUGAUUCGUUCUCAGAUGACUCCGAUUUGGACGAGCGUAUUAUGCAGCAUCUUGCUGCUGCGUCUAGCAGGGCUCGUUAUGUACGCAGAAGGGAAAGACAGAGAUAUUCUGGACUGGGCCCUUCCAAUGGUUUUAAUUUUUCCCCUCGUGAAAAUGUUUCUGGUAUGGAGCAAGCACACCCAACUUCUCCUGUAGAACGUCCAAGUUUCACCUAUGGGUCACCAGGAGGUGAUUCACCAACUUCUCCAAGACCACCUGUUGUUCAACCUCCACCAUCUUUUAUCUGCAGCACUGCUGCCAACAAUGAUCCUUUCAAACCAAGAGUUCUCUUUGGCCAGCCAACACCUAAUGGACCACAAAGACAAAGCCCAUCUGAGAUGCUCAAUUUUCCCGAGUCAAUCAAAUCAAAGCUGUCUGCUGCUUCAGCCAGAUACAAAGAGUCCAUCUCCAAAGGCACCCGAGGGUUGAAGGAAAAGCUACUUGCUCGUAACAACUCAGUCAAGGAGAUGAGCAUAGGAGUUCAACGUGAAAUGACUGCAGGAAUUGCUGGUGUUGCACGAAUGUUCGAGCGCCUAGACCUUACCUCAAAGAAACCUGGUGCCCCUACUCCAGUUUCUGGUCGUAGUGGGGGUACUUCAAACUUCUCCGUCAAGGGAAAAGCUGUGCUAGAGAAUGUUAUUGUUCAGUCGUGUAAUAAAAGUAGUGGAAGAAUUGCUGAUGAAAGUUCAGAAGCACCCUCUCAGAUCAUCAGGCUGACUUGAAGUUUCUGUCCAGAGUGGCCAAUGUUGCUACAGGGUUUGGAUUUAGCUCAUCGAAGAAUAAUUGUUUGUGUUUUACUUCUCAAGCACAAGGCAUAUCAGCAAGUGACGUUAUGGUUAAAGCCAAGCUGCUGGUUGGUUUUGCGUCCUGCAUUGCCUAUUUAUGCAAAACAAAAGAACCCUUAGUUAUUCCAUGUGGAUGAGUUAUGUGCCCUGUCCAGCACUUAUUUUGCUUAGUUGCGUAGGUUAUGUAUUCUGGGGAAUUCCUUAUAUAUACCAGUUGCAAAUGGAUUCCAGGGAAUUCCUUAUGUAUACCAGUUGCCUUGACUGGUUAACUCGUUUUAUAAUAUAGUCUUAUUUUGCUUCAUUGUUUA
This is a messenger RNA of Rosa chinensis, 1715 nucleotides long. Its product is annotated as E3 ubiquitin-protein ligase RHF1A. The transcript is spliced from 8 exons. The record is from RefSeq and is a predicted model, not a curated record. The coding region runs from base 211 to 1344 and encodes 377 amino acids. NCBI's taxonomy places the organism in Eukaryota, Viridiplantae, Streptophyta, Magnoliopsida, Rosales, Rosaceae. Gene Ontology annotation, molecular function: ubiquitin-protein transferase activity.